CUCUCCAGAAUCUUUAUACUCUCUUUGUUCCGCUGAUCACGCCUUAAGACUUCCACGAUGGCCGCCAUGAACUUCUCGCUACCCCCGGAUCUCGUUCAGUAUCUCAAGGACCUAGACGAUUUCAUACAUACAAAAAUCACACCAUUACAGAACAAAAACGACAAUAAUCGCUUCUUCGAUCACCGCCGCGAACACGCCCGCACAGAUUGGGACAACAAUGGCCUACCGCGUCCAGAGUGGGAAGAGCUCCUCAGCGAGUCGAGACGGCUGGCAGAUGAAGCAGGAUUCUACCGCCUCUCGCUACCAAAGGAGUAUGGAGGCCAAAACAGCAGCGACGGUCGGGGAAGCAAUCUCUGGAUGGCGGUAAUCCGAGAGCACCUCGCCGCAAAAGGACUCGGGCUCUUCAAUGACCUUCAGACUGAGCACUCAAUGGUCGGGAACUUCCCCGACGUAAUCAUGAUAGAGAACUUCGGAACACCAGCGCAAAAGGAGGAACUGAUUGGGGGCCGAUUGAAGGGCAAAGUGCGGAUUACAUUUGGGCUGACAGAGCCGAAUCAUGGGAGUGAUGCCACACAUAUGGAGACACGGGCGCGGCCGGAGAAGCGGGAUGGGGUUGAGGGGUGGUUGAUCAAUGGGUUCAAGAAGUGGCAGACGGGGAUGCAUAAUGCGACGCAUUGCUUCAUUUUCGCGAGGACGGAGGGGAAGGAUGGGAGUGUGAAAGGCAUUAGCUGUUUUAUUGCGCCUAGGCAUGAUCCGGGGAUCAAGGCGGAGAGUUAUCAAUGGACGCUUAAUAUGCCAACCGACCACGCCACUGUCUCUAUCAAAAACGUCUGGGUUCCAUCCAGUUCCGUCCUGGGGCCCAUCCACAACGGUCUCGCCGUCGCGCAGGCCUUCGUCCACGAGAAUCGCAUUCGUCAAGCAGCAUCUUCCCUCGGCGCGGCCGUCUUUUGUAUCAACUCCUCGGUCGACUACGCCAACGAGCGUGCUCCCUUCGGGGUGCCGCUAGCGCACAACCAGGCCAUCCAGUUUCCACUCGUCGAGUUAGCGACGCAAGCCGAAAUGUUGCGGUUAUUGAUCCGCAAGACGGCACUAGAGAUGGACUCGAUGCCGCAUGCGAAAAUUGAGAAGAAGCUUGGUGACAAGGUCUCUAUGUGUAACUACUGGGCGAACAGGCUGUGCUGUGAGGCGGCGGAUCGGGCGAUUCAAGUACAUGGUGGCAACGGAUAUAGUAGGCACUUUCCGUUUGAGCAUAUCUGGAGGCAUCAUCGGAGGUACAGGAUUACGGAGGGGAGUGAGGAGAUUCAGAUGAGGAAGGUGGCAGCGUAUUUGUUUGGGUUUGGUGGUAGAAAGAGUUUAGGGGAUGCGAAGCUGUGAGAGGACUGGAGGUAGAGGGUGGUAGGUGGUAGUAUGUGUGCGUUUCUUUUAUCUAUGGGAUUGGGGAUCAAAAACAUACUUCUUUAUAAUGGAGCGCUUCUCGUGCCAUUUUAAGUGCUCUUCAGCCUUGGCAAAUGAAGCGUUGUCUGCUCUUGGUCAGGUCAUUUAUCCCUUAGAUAGCAUUUUGCUCUUCAAGGCUUAGUACGAUUCACCUUCAAGUCUCUGCCACUUUUCCUUAGG
Mytilinidion resinicola is the source of this 1614-nucleotide messenger RNA. RefSeq names its product acyl-CoA dehydrogenase NM domain-like protein. NCBI's taxonomy places the organism in Eukaryota, Fungi, Ascomycota, Dothideomycetes, Mytilinidiales, Mytilinidiaceae. Gene Ontology annotation, biological process: fatty acid beta-oxidation using acyl-CoA dehydrogenase; butyrate catabolic process. Gene Ontology annotation, molecular function: flavin adenine dinucleotide binding. The transcript is spliced from 2 exons. The coding region runs from base 58 to 1374 and encodes 438 amino acids. The record is from RefSeq and is a predicted model, not a curated record.